Molecule: messenger RNA, 558 nt
Organism: Dreissena polymorpha
Lineage: Eukaryota; Metazoa; Mollusca; Bivalvia; Myida; Dreissenidae
Exons: 1
Coding region: 1-558 (185 amino acids)
Source: RefSeq, a predicted model, not a curated record
AUGGGCUGCAAGCCCAACUAUGUCUGUCAGGACACCAAGCCCAACUGUGUCCGUCAGGUCACCAAGCCCAACUGUGUCCGUCAGGUCACCAAGCCCAACUGUGUCCGUCAGGUCUCCAAGCCCAUCUAUGUCUGUCAGGUCACCAAGCCUAACUGUGUCUGUCAGGUCACCAAGCCCAACUGUGUCUGUCAGGUCACCAAGCCAAACUGUGUAUGUCAGGUCACCAAGCCCAACUGUGUCUGUCAGGUCACCAAGCCCAACUAUGUCUGUCAGGUCACCAAGCCUGACUGUGUCUGUCAGGUCACCAAGCCCGACUGUGUCUGUCAGGUCACCAAGCCCAACUGUGUCUGGCAGGUCACCAAGCCCAACUGUGUCUGUCAGGUCACAAAGCCCAACUGUGUCUGUCAGGUCACCAAGCCCAACUAUGUCUGUCAGGUCACCAAGCCCAUCUAUGUCUGUCAGGUCACCAUGCCCAACUAUGUCUGUCAGGUCACCAAGCCCCACUAUGUCUGUCAGGUCACCAAGCCCAACUAUCAGGGUCUUCCCCAGGCCAUUUAA